GCGGAUCUACCCCGAUUUAUCCCGACGGCCACGCCACCCCACCUCUCCUCCGCCGCCUUCCACCCUCUCUCUCGAGAGCCCAGAUCCAAAUCCGAGCGAGCCGAUGAAUUUCUUCAGCUCCGUCCUCUCCGCCGCCGGCGUCGGCGGCGACGAGCACGAGGAGGAGCGGGGAGAGGGGGAGGAAGCCGCGGCGGAGCAGGGGGAGGAGGGGGAGGCGGAGUCCGGCGGCGGGUGGAGCUUCGGUGGGCUGAUCAAGACGUUGGCGGAGGAGAUCGAUGUGCGGCCGCGCGACGAGCAGGAGGCGGAGGAGGGCGGGGAGGAGGUGGCGGAGGGGAAGGGGGAGGUCGAGGAGGAGGCUGAUGCGGGCGGCGGGUGGAUCUUCGGCGGGCUGAUCAAGACGUUGGCGGAGGAGAUAGAGGAGCAGCGGAAGGUGAACAGCCAGCUGGAAGCCGAGGAGGAGGCGGCGGCUGCUGCUGCUGCGGCUGCCGCGGCGGCGGCGGAAGAGGAGGGAGGGGAAACCGCGGGUUCGGGCGACGGCGGGGAGUGGAGCUUCGGGGGCCUGAUCCAGACGUUCGCGACGCGGUCGGAGUCGGUGCUCGAGGGCUACCGCCGCGACAUCCAGGACCUCGGCUCGGGCCUCCGCCUCGAGACGGCAACCCUCCGCGCCGCCGCCGCACGGGCCGCCGCGGCGUUCCCCGGCGCGCUCGAGGCCGGCGCGUCCGCCGCCUCCAACAGGCUCGAGUCCGUCGGCCAGGCAGUCGACGACCUCGGCGCCGCCGCCGCCGUCCUCCUCUCCCACGCCAACGAGGCCCUCCGAUCCGUCGACGCCGACGGCGAGGAUGGCGCCGGUGACGGCUCCUCCCAUCCCUCCGACUCCGCCUCCGCCUCCGGCGCCUCCUGGCGCGCGUCAUUGCCGUCCAAGAAGUACACCCGUUUCGAGGCGCAGGUGCUCGCGCUGCGCGCCGACCCUGCCACCUUCACCGAGGAGCCGGAGGAUGCCGAUGGGUUCGCUAAGUGGCGGGAUGCGUUCAGAAUCGAUGAGAGGAAAGAGGAGAUCGAGGGGGUGCUGAAGGAGAGCCCCGGGCUGGAGAGCUUCGUAGAGAGGCUUGUGCCAUCGGUGGUAGACUAUGACAUGUUCUGGUGCCGGUAUUUCUUCGCCGUCGAUAAGCUCAGACAAGCCGAGGAUGUCCGCACCAAGCUUGUGACCAGGGCAAUGUCAAAGGAGGAUGAGGAAGAGCUCAGCUGGGAUGUCGAUGAUGAUGAUGAGGAUGACGACAAUGGUGAUCACAAGGAAGGUGCCAACACCGUAGUGAAUAAGAAAGAAGAGCAAAUUGAGGAGCCUGUUAGCCACAAAACAGAGGAUGAUAAACAAGGAGCGGAUACACCUGAUGUUUCAGAGGACAAGAAGACUACUCUGGCAGCUGAGAAGGAUGGCAAUGGCGAAUCCAAGGAUGAAGUAGCAGCACCAAAGUCGAGCAAUGACAUGGGGCGAGAAGAGAAAAUCGACUCGUCUAAGGAGAGUGAAUUCUCAGCGGCAUCUCCUCCAUCUGCACAGGAGGAAGAUCUUAGCUGGGAGGAGAUCGAAGAUGUUGGUGAUGAAGAUGAGAAGAAAAAACCGAUUCCACGGUCAAGCCCUCCUAGCAAAGCUGAGGAUAUCAGAAAACGAUUUAGUUCUGUCGAAGAUGAUGAAGAGCUGAGUUGGGAUAUUGAUGAGUGAAAAAACCUCUGCAUCACUUAAUUUAGUGGUCUGAAAGUUGUCAGCUUAAAAUGUUAUCACACUUUUUUCCACUUUGGUGUCAAUUGGGAUUUCCACAGUGCUGGUUGACAUAUGAUGUGAAUAUUGGAUGGUCACUAGUCAUUCAAAUUCAAUGGGGUUGUUUGUUUGAUUACUGCCCCUGUAAAAUUUUCAAUAGAAUGGUAGGGUUCUUCUGUUAUGAACUUACGAUUGGUAAUUUGAUUUCACAUAGUGCCUACUUUUCUUCUUGAA
Oryza sativa Japonica Group (Japanese rice) is the source of this 1987-nucleotide messenger RNA. RefSeq lists its product as uncharacterized. The record is from RefSeq and is a predicted model, not a curated record. Gene Ontology annotation, cellular component: cytoplasm. NCBI's taxonomy places the organism in Eukaryota, Viridiplantae, Streptophyta, Magnoliopsida, Poales, Poaceae.